GCGGUGGAGCUUUAGGUGACGUGUGGAGACAGAAAACUGACAAGGAACUCAAACCAUUGAGUACGUGUCACUUGAAAAAACCUGAAGAAUCUGGUUUAUCGGGUCAGCCGACAGCAGAAAAUAAUGAAAAGUAGUGUGGCACACAUGAAAUCCUCUGGUCACGACAGAAGGGAGAGCCACAAUUCAUACCACCGGAGGAGCUCCUCCCCAGAAGACAGAUAUACAGAACAAGACCGGUCCCCCCGGGAUAGAGACUAUUCUGAUUACAGCCGGUCAGAUUAUGAGCGAUCCAGAAGAGGAUACUCUUACGAUGACAGCAUGGAAGCACGAAGCAGGGACCGAGAGAAACGCAGAGAGAGAGAAAGAGAAGCAGACCAUCGGAAACGGUCCCGGAAAUCCCGGUCUCCGGAAAGGAGGAGCCCAGACCGAGGAGUGAGCCAGAGUUCUACUCAGGAAGAACCCACAUCGAAGAAGAAGAAGAAGGAUGAGCAGGACCCGCUGCUCACCCGCACCGGGGGAGCGUAUAUUCCUCCUGCAAAGCUCAGGAUGAUGCAGGAGCAGAUUACGGAAAAAACCAGCUUAGCAUACCAGAGGAUGAGCUGGGAGGCUAUGAAGAAAUCCAUCAAUGGUCUCAUCAACAAGGUCAACAUCUGUAAUAUAAGCAUCAUUAUCCAAGAGCUCCUUCAAGAGAACAUCGUCAGAGGGAGAGGACUGCUGUCCAGAUCUGUUCUGCAAGCACAGAGCGCUUCUCCCAUCUUCACUCACCUUUAUGCAGCUUUGGUGGCGAUAAUCAACUCAAAGUUCCCACAGAUUGGAGAACUGAUCCUCAAGAGACUAAUUAUUAAUUUUCGUAAAGGAUACCGAAGGAACGAUAAGCAACUUUGCCUGACUGCUUCAAAAUUUGUGGCACAUCUUACUAAUCAAAAUGUGGCACAUGAGGUUCUGUGCCUGGAGAUCCUCACUUUGCUGCUAGAGAGACCAACAGAUGACAGUGUUGAAGUAGCUAUCGGCUUCCUCAAGGAGUGUGGUCUCAAAUUAACCCAGGUGUCACCAAGGGGAAUCAAUGCAAUCUUUGAACGCCUGCGAAACAUUGUGCAUGAGUCCGAGAUUGACAAAAGAGUCCAGUACAUGAUUGAAGUGAUGUUUGCUGUACGGAAGGAUGGAUUCAAGGACCACCCUGUUAUUCUGGAAGGACUUGACUUAGUGGAAGAGGAUGAUCAGUUUACACACAUGCUCCCAUUGGAGGAUGACUACAAUCCAGAAGAUGUUCUUAAUGUUUUCAAGAUGGAUCCUAAUUUUAUGGAGAAUGAAGAGAAGUACAAGGUUAUUAAAAAAGAAAUCCUUGAUGAAGGAGACAGUGACUCAAACACAGACCAGGAAGCAGGAAGUAGUGAAGAUGAGGAGGAGGAGGAGGAAGACGAGGAGGAAGGAGAAGAGGAGGAAGGAGGACAAAAAGUAACUAUCCAUGAUAAAACAGAAAUCAACCUAGUCUCGUUUCGCCGUACAAUAUAUCUUGCUAUUCAGUCAAGUUUAGAUUUUGAAGAAUGUGCACACAAGUUGCUGAAAAUGGAGUUUGCUGAGAGCCAAACAAAAGAACUCUGCAACAUGAUACUUGAUUGCUGUGCCCAACAAAGAACCUAUGAAAAAUUUUUUGGCCUGUUAGCUGGGCGGUUUUGUAUGCUGAAAAAAGAGUACAUGGAAUCAUUUGAAAGUAUAUUCAAGGAACAGUACGACACCAUCCACCGCCUAGAGACAAACAAAUUGAGAAAUGUUGCUAAGAUGUUCGCUCACCUUUUAUACACAGACUCACUUCCGUGGAGUGUUCUCGAGUGUAUAAAGCUGAGUGAAGAGACGACAACAUCAUCCAGUAGGAUUUUUGUCAAGAUCUUCUUCCAGGAGCUGUGUGAAUACAUGGGUCUUCCUAAACUGAAUGCGAGGUUAAAGGAUGAAACUCUUCAACCGUUCUUUGAAGGACUGUUACCCCGAGACAACCCACGCAACACCCGGUUUGCCAUCAACUUCUUCACUUCCAUAGGUCUCGGAGGAUUGACAGAUGAACUUCGAGAACAUCUGAAAAAUACGCCCAAGGUCAUCGUAGCCCAGAAAGCAGACGCUGAGCAGAAGAAACCGGUCCUGACAUCUUCAUCUUCAGAGUCUUCCUCGGGGUCUGAUUCCUCUGACUCAGAUUCUGACAGCAGCGAGAGCAGCUCAGAGUCCUCCAGUGAAGCGAGCAACUCCUCCGACAGCAGUCAGAGCUCUGCCUCAGCUAAAGGUACAAGAAAGAAAAGACAAGGAAAGGCCAGAGGUGAAGAAGUAGAUAAGUUAGCCAGGAGCCACCAGGCACGUGACAGGCGGCGAGAAGGAGGCAGAGAGGACCAAAGGCAUCAGGAAGGGAGGACUGAGAGAGCAAGGUCUGAAAGACACAGAGCUCAGAACUCACGAGAUGCAGACUGGCGAGAUCCCCCAGCAAAGCACAUGGAGGACAGAAGUCAUGAGAAUAGUUACAGCAGAGUUGGCAAUGGCCGAGAACAAGGCUCGCACAGAGAGCCAGAAGACAGGCAUGGCGAGCCAAAGAAGAAGCGGCGAGAGAGAAGAGAUUCUUUUUCUGAAAAUGAGAAGCAAAGAACCCGAAAUCAGGACAGUGAUAAUGUUAGAAGAAAAGAUCGCUCCAAGUCAAGAGAGAGGAGUAGGAAGCAUUCUGGUCGUAAAGGAGAUGAUGACGACAGGUAUCAGAACGGUGCUGAGAGACGCUGGGAAAAACCUAGCAGAUACGCUGAACAUUCUAGAGAAUCAAAGAGAAGUCAGGACCGGAGGAGAGAAAAGUCUCCAACAAAACACAAAUAACUCUAAUGACAACUGGACUCGCCUUACAUUCAGUCCAAUGUCCUUUUUACAUUGAUGGAUUUUAUAGAGAACUCUGUAUAAAGUACCUGUUUGUAAAUUUUAAAGAUUUUUUUUGACAUGUUUUAUACUUGAUAUAUCUCAAGGUUCUUUGUGUAAAAUCAUAAAGAAAAGGGACUCAACAAAGGGGUAAAUCUUAUGUUUUGUGAAUAAAAGGAACAAAUGUUCAUUGAAUCAUUAAAAAAAAAAGAACACACAACACAAUAAUCUUAGAUCCAAUUGGUAAGAUAUAAUUGCCCACUCAAACAUGCAAAGCCCGGUACCAUCCAUCCCUUGAGAACAUUAAAAACAACCUGUAAAUACACAGAGCAGAAUCUUAACAUCACCUGCCAUGGCUUCUCCCCUCUCUCCGUCUCCCCUUCUUCUCUAGUAAGAACUAAUAACAAAAGAAUGGAGAGAUGGUUAGGACCUGGGUGUUAGAUGCCAAGUUGCUGACAUAAGAAUUGUAACAGGUUCACCUGGGACUUUCAGGACCUCAGUAGCAGCCCUUUACCAAACUGUCACACUGGGUUAAAGGCCCAUGGAAAAGAAAAGAUUAAUCCUGACCUUGGCCACAGCCAAAGCCUGAAUUCUAAAUUUUGACUGGCAAAACAAAGUUCUUCACAGUUUGUUGUAGAUUCUUUUUGAAACCAUUUUAGGGGCUUCCCUGCCUACCAACCUGGGGAAUUUGGAUCACAGGGGAAGGAACUGGCUGCUGAGGGGAUAGGAUCAAAGGCACUGUCCAUGUAGACAGACUCUUCUCUUAGAAUAGGGCCAGGGGAUAAGGGGAGGGAGGCAGGCUCUCUCAAAGAAAGUUCUCUUAAUGCACUCUUUUUGUUGUCAAAG
Molecule: messenger RNA, 3726 nt
Organism: Rattus norvegicus (Norway rat)
Lineage: Eukaryota; Metazoa; Chordata; Mammalia; Rodentia; Muridae
Source: RefSeq, a predicted model, not a curated record